CGAUGGCGCCAGUGUCGUGUGCAUGUCACGUCACGUCGCAGCGGAACUUUGGCUCUGGACUGCCAUGAACCUUAAACGGCGCGGGGGGCAGCAUCCUGCGGCCUGCAGCUCCCACGGCAUCAUAUAAGAUCGGCACGCCUGCUGCAACCCCGAAUUGCGAUUUCUUCACGCAGCCUCUCCCUCCACUCGGCUUCGAGGCAAUUCGCAACCAUGGGCGUCCUCGAUAACUCCUCCCACGAGGAGGCAGCUCCCAAGGAGGCUCAGGACCAUGUCCACGCCAAGACGGCAGCACGCGACGAUGUCGAGGUCGGCGAGGUCAAGGAAGAAAACAAGUAUGCGUACGACGAAUCGCGCAAGCUGGGCAUUACGGGUGCCGUCUUCCUCAUCCUCAACAAGAUGAUCGGCACCGGUAUCUUCUCGACACCCUCUAGCAUUUUCGCAGCGACGGGGUCUGUCGGUGUGAGUUUGAUACUCUGGGUGAUCGGUGGCUUCCUCACCUUUUGCGGGCUCAGCGUGUGGCUCGAAUUCGGCCUGGCCAUCCCGCGGUCGGGCGGCGAGAAGAAUUACCUGGAAUACAUUUACCGCCACCCCAAGUACCUUGCGACCUGCAUGCUCGCCUCGCAGAUGAUCCUACUUGGCUUCUCGUCCGGCAACUCUCUCGCCUUUGGUCGUUAUAUCCUCUACGCGGCGAGCGGCGAGCUCAAUGAUACCUACGCGGCACGUGGCGUUGGCGUCGCAUGCGCCACCUUUGCCGUCGUGCUGCACGCCGUGGCACCGAAAUGGGGUGUCCGGCUGUUCAACGUCCUGGGUGUCUUCAAAGUGGCCGUGUUGCUCUUUAUCGUCUUCUCCGGCUUUGCUGCGCUGGGAGGACGCCGCCUGGUGCCGGACCCCCACAACUUUGACAACGCCUUCGCCAUUGAGAGCGGCGAGGGAUACGGAGGCGGCGGCGCGUAUGCCUACUCCAACGCCCUGCUCAACAUCGUCUACAGCUACAAGGGCUGGGAAAAUGCAAACUAUGUGCUCAGCGAGAUCAAGGACCCGCGACGAACCCUGACCAUCGCGGCACCGCUUGCGGUUGGCGGCGUGACGGUCCUGUACGUCCUUGCCAACGUGGCCUACUUUGCCGCCAUCCCGAAAUCCGACCUGGCGACCUCCGAGGUCAUCGUGGCGGGCCUCUUCUUCCGGAAUAUCUUCGGCGACAGUGCCGGCGCCCGCACCCUCCCCGCCUUCGUGGCGCUCAGCAACCUGGGCAACGUGCUAGCCGUCAGUUUCGCCCACGCCCGGCUGAACCAGGAGCUCGGAAAGGAGGGUCUGCUCCCGCUGAGUCGGUUCUGGGGGUCCAACAAGCCGUUCAACUCGCCUGCUGCUGCCGUAAGCCAACCCCCCCUCUUCCUCCACUGGAUCGUGACCAUCAUCGUGCUGCUCGCGCCGCCGCCGGGACCGGCGUACAACUUCAUCGUCAACCUGUACACAUACCCGGGCGCGUGGAUCAACAGCUUCGUCGCGGGGGGGCUCAUCUACCUGCAGUACCAAAAGUCGGAGCCGUGGAACCCGGGCUGGCGGACCUUCCUGCCCGUCACCGUCAUCUUUUUGCUGUGCAACGCCUUCCUGGCCAUCGUGCCCUUCAUCCCACCGGCCGACUUCUGGGCGGACGGCUACCCGUACUACGUGUUCCCCGUUGUGGGCGUCGGUGUCUUGCUUUUGGGCGCUGUCUACUGGGCGCUGUGGACCAAGUUCUGGCCGGCGGUGCGCGGGCACAAGGUUGUGGCGGACCGGAUUAUCGAUGAGAGGAAUGGGGAGGAGGUGAUUCGGUAUCGCAAGGUGAAGACGCAUGUUGCAUGAGUGUUGUUGUCUACCAACCUGGUGUUUCGGGGUGAUGGAGGGAGUGUCGGGGGUUUGUGGCAGAAGGAAUA
This is a messenger RNA of Chaetomium fimeti, 1913 nucleotides long. RefSeq names its product amino acid/polyamine transporter I. The transcript has 3 exons. Gene Ontology annotation, cellular component: membrane. Gene Ontology annotation, biological process: amino acid transmembrane transport. The record is from RefSeq and is a predicted model, not a curated record. Bases 211 to 1842 code for a protein of 543 amino acids. Lineage: Eukaryota; Fungi; Ascomycota; Sordariomycetes; Sordariales; Chaetomiaceae. Gene Ontology annotation, molecular function: L-amino acid transmembrane transporter activity.